GGAGCAGAUGACCGCCAGGGGCGAAAAUGAACAGUCGCGGCAACUGCUGCGCGACAACAGUCUUUACCAAGACGAAAAAAGCAAGCCCCCAUAGAAGUAUGUACUCCGAUGCGACUUACUUAUUUGUGCAUCCGGUAAGUAACACAUUCCCAUUCAGGCGGACAAACGCCGGCCUGUUCGCGACAUGGGUUAAUAAUUAAUAGAUGAUGCGUUUAUUCAUGAUCCUGGCAUGACAGACUUGCUGACUGUGUGUAGGCAGAACAGAUUUAUAUAUUUUCUUGCCAAGAAAAUGUGGCCGAGAUGAAUCAAAAUCUACAACUGAGUAGUUGUAGACUGACACACAGAUGAUAGUUGCGCUUGCGCGUUCUCGUCUUUGAUAUUGUGCAAGAGCGAGUCCAUCAUUGUGGUGUUUAGCAAGAAAAAAUCCAAUGACAGUGCAUUACUUUGGGGCCGCGGCUUUUUUCAUUCGGAUGCUCGGCGCAGUCGUUUCAUUUCGCGGGCUCUGGCAGCCUACGCCCGCAUCUUCAAAGAUAGUCUCGUCUUGCCUGCUGGGCGAGGUCGAGAACGCGUGGCUGAAGCCACUAUGGACGCAUUCGGCCAAGCGGUGCAGGACGGACGCGACGGGAAGGAAGAGAAAUUAUCCCAUCGCCAGUGGUACUGUCCCA
Molecule: messenger RNA, 665 nt
Organism: Amoebophrya sp. A120
Lineage: Eukaryota; Dinophyceae; Syndiniales; Amoebophryaceae
Source: the annotation of a GenBank genome assembly